Molecule: messenger RNA, 1907 nt
Organism: Bipolaris sorokiniana ND90Pr
Lineage: Eukaryota; Fungi; Ascomycota; Dothideomycetes; Pleosporales; Pleosporaceae
Exons: 7
Coding region: 447-1643 (398 amino acids)
Biological process (GO): signal transduction; protein phosphorylation
Cellular component (GO): cytoplasm
Molecular function (GO): protein serine/threonine kinase activity; protein serine/threonine/tyrosine kinase activity; ATP binding
Source: RefSeq, a predicted model, not a curated record
AGCUGCAUAUCUUCGCCCUCAAUUCUCCUCUGCUGUCUCAGCUCAACCCAAAAAGUCCCUGACCUCGUUGCUUGCCCAUUGCUGCUCCGGUCACCACCUGCGCCUGCCCUGGUCGCUAGCUCCGUCAGCCACACCAGCGUCACCUGCUACUGCACAGACGGCACGCGGGACCACGCCCUCUUGACACUCGACCUCGCGCCUACUCCCUGUUGCUACUGCUGCUCCUCAACCACCACCACCACCACCACCACCACCACCACCAACCACUAAACCUCUCCACCACCUGCCACCCACUGUCUGCCGCCAUCUCUGCCCAUAUCCACUACGGCUCUCCUCCACCACGCUCGCAAACCCUGCCACACCCUGCUCACCUACAGCCCGCCCCACUCCCGAUAGCAAUCCGCGCAGCGCUUGCGGACCCCCUCCCCUACGCAUAACUCCAAACAAUGAGCCAGAACCGGCCAUCGGCCUUUUCCUCGCUAAGAAUGGGUGAAGUUAUCCGCGAAAAGGUCCAAGACGGCUUGACCGGAGACUACAAGGACCUCGCCUACACGCAAUGCAAGAUCGUCGGCAACGGCUCCUUUGGUGUCGUCUUUCAGACCAAGUUGUCACCCAGUGGUGAGGAUGCCGCCAUCAAACGAGUUCUCCAGGACAAGCGCUUCAAGAACCGUGAACUCCAAAUCAUGCGCAUUGUCCGACAUCCCAACAUUGUCGAGCUCAAGGCCUUCUUCUACAACAAUGGCGAGCGGCCACAGAAGGACGAGGUGUACCUGAAUCUCGUGCUCGAAUUCGUUCCAGAGACCGUCUAUCGAGCCUCCCGCUACUUCAACAAGAUGAAGUCGGUCAUGCCUAUCCUCGAAGUCAAGCUCUACAUUUACCAGCUCUUCCGCUCGCUUGCCUACAUCCACUCGCAGGGUAUUUGCCAUCGGGACAUCAAGCCCCAGAACCUGCUGCUAGACCCCUCGACUGGCGUGCUAAAGCUGUGCGAUUUCGGAAGUGCAAAGAUCCUGGUCGAAAACGAGCCCAAUGUGUCGUACAUUUGUUCCAGGUACUACCGUGCCCCUGAGUUGAUUUUCGGAGCCACAAACUACACGACCAAGAUUGAUGUCUGGUCUACAGGUUGCGUCAUGGCUGAGCUGAUGCUUGGACAGCCGCUUUUCCCAGGCGAGUCGGGCAUUGACCAGCUGGUAGAGAUCAUCAAGGUGCUGGGAACACCCACCCGCGAUCAAAUCCGCACCAUGAACCCCAACUACAUGGAGCACAAGUUCCCGCAAAUCAAGCCCCACCCAUUCAGCAAGGUUUUCCGCAAGGCGGAUCCUAGCGCCAUCGAUUUGAUCUCCAAGCUGCUCGAGUACACUCCUACACAACGUCUCUCGGCCAUCGAUGCCAUGGUCCAUCCAUUCUUUGACGAGCUGAGGGAUCCCAACACACGCCUGCCAGACUCGCGUCAUCCCAACGGGGCCACCCGCGAUCUGCCAGAGUUGUACAAUUUCACCCAUCAUGAACUCUCCAUUGCCCCUCAUCUGAACAGUCAGCUCAUACCGCCGCACCACCGCGCGACACUGGCUGCACGUGGCCUUGACUUCGAAUCGCCCAGCUUCAAGCCAUUAACCAAGGAUCAGAUGAUGGCCAGGUUGGAUUAAGCCAUGCUUACCGUCAUUCGAAACGAUAAUAUUUCUUCAUGCGGCGACUUUUGAUCCUCUCCGCUCCUGAGCACAAAGCUAUUCCGUCCGGAGAGAUGCAAAAAGGAGUCUCAAAUGGGCGUCGGUUUUAUUAGGUGUAUACUACGAGGAGCGCAUCCUUUUCUGCUUUGUCUGCGCGCGCGUCUGAAAUGAUACCGACAUUCACGUUUACAAAGAAUGACCUGGCUUACUUUUCUUUCGGGGCUACUGGCCUUUUCGUUCACG